This is a messenger RNA of Schizophyllum commune H4-8, 753 nucleotides long. RefSeq lists its product as uncharacterized. The coding region runs from base 95 to 580 and encodes 161 amino acids. NCBI's taxonomy places the organism in Eukaryota, Fungi, Basidiomycota, Agaricomycetes, Agaricales, Schizophyllaceae. The transcript is spliced from 5 exons. The record is from RefSeq and is a predicted model, not a curated record.
CCUUCUCCCCUUCUUUCUCUUUCUCUAGACUUCUCCAGUAGCCGGCUACUCCUUUUCGAGCCCACCUUAGAUCGCCCCGCCCUACUUAUAAGUCAUGGAGCACUACUCCGGGUCUAUGAUGCUCUCUUUUGAGGCCCUCCUCAUCCCGUCUGAUGGCCGCUCACCAACGCUCGUGCCUCUGGCCACAAGCCCCAUGAGCGUGCCCAGCCACGGCAUGAUGUACGGCCAGCCCCCGCAGCGCAUGCCUCACCCCGAGGUCUACAUGGACUACAUCGCCGAAGGCCUUGGUCCCCGCGCUUGGAAGUACCAGCUGGUCGAGGCCCUCGAUGGCAUGAACCGCAAGUUCACGCAGCCAUACGUGAUCUUCUACCCGGUCGUCUCGCGCGACGGGAUGCCGUUCCCCGUCAACAAAUGCGUACGCGAGAUCCAAGGGCGCUCCUACCGCGAGGAGCUCGCCUGGCGCGGCAACAUCAUCGUCGCCAAGUACCGCGACAGCCCCUUCACCAGCAUGGUGGACGCCUCGAUGGCCGACUUCCCCAUCAUCAAGAACUACCUGCUCACGCACGGCUCGCCUCGUUAAGCGAUGGCUCAGUCGGAGCCCGUGCCCGUUGUGAAUCUGAACCGUCGAAUGAAGCAUAGCAUUGCAUCGCAAAGGAAGGACUUUCACACAAAGUACAUGUACAUACACGCUAAUAUAGACUACAACCCUCUAUGUAUCUUCUAGUCUUGGGAUAGAAUAUUGGUAUUCUGGGA